GCUCCACCCUGCUGCCUCCGCCGACCCUCCAUGGCCGCCGGCGCGUGGCCGGCGGCCGCGGCGGCGGCGCGCGCGGCGGUGCGCACGCUCGGGCGCCUCGUCCCCCGCACCCACACCCACUCCACCGCCGCCACCACCACCUCCCCCUCCUCCCCGGCGCACACCCUGGACGACUACAACCGCCUGCUGGCGGCCCUGGCGCGGGACGGGGACGGCGAGUCGGCGCUGCGCGUGCUCCGCCGCAUGCGCCACGGCUCGCCCGCGGCCUGCGCGCCCACGGCCGCCUCCUACGUCUCCGCCAUGUCGGCGCUCGCCAAGGCCGGCCGCGCCGCCGACGCCACGGCGCUCUUCGACGACAUGCUCGCGCACGGCGUGGCGCCCGACCGCCGCGCCUACUCGCUCCUCCUCCACGUCUACUCCACCCACCUCGGCCUCCCCGCCGCCGGCCUCUCCGUGCUGCACUGGAUGACCGGCCGCGGCGUCCGCCCCAGCGCCGUCGACUACGCCGACCUCAUCUUCUCCUUCUGCCGCGCGGGCCAGCUCCCGGACGCGCUCCAGCUGCUCGACGAAAUGCGCGAGCUCGGGUACCCGCUCACCCCGCACGUCUACUCGCCGAUACUCCAGGCCCACUGCGACGCCGCCGACAUCCCGGCCGCCGAGGCGCUCAUCGCCUUCAUGCGCGCCUCCGGGGGCCGCUCCGGGUGCAACCCCGACGUCAUCAUCUACAACAUCUACAUCCACGGGCUGUGCAGGGUCGGGGAUUUCCACGCCGUGCAGAGGGUUAUCAACGACAGCGUCUGGAACUGGUGGGUGCCGGACGCGGUGACCUACAGCACCUACGUUGCCGGGCUCUGCCGGGCUGGGUACAUCGAGGACGCGUUCAGGCAGCUGGACAUCAUGGUCGCCAAGGGGCUACAGCUCACAGUGAUCGGCCUCAACAUACUGCUGGAUUACGCCGCCAAGGAUGUAGAUAUGUGGGUUGCCAAGGUGGUGAUGGAGCGCUGCGAAGAGCUGGGCUUCGAAGUUGACGUCGUGACGUACAACACGGUCAUGGAACAUUUCUCCAAGAAGAUGCAGUGGCUGAUUGCCCUCAGGCUGUUCACCGAUCUGCUCAAGAAGCCCAUAACACCCGAUGUGCAGACGUACAACAUCUUGAUCUCAUCCCUGUGCCGAGCUGGCAAGUUUGAGCUCGCCAAGUUCGUGUUCAGUUGCAACGGGUUUGUGGCGGACACCGUGACCUGUAACAUUCUGAUCCAUCAGUUCUACAGUGCUGGAAAGGAGGGCGAGCUCGGGUUCUUGUUCUCCGAUGUUGACGCAGGGAAGAUUACCCCAGAUACAAUCACAUACAACACGCUGGUCGAUUGCCUCUUUAGGUCUGGGAGGAGGACUGAGGCUGCCAAUCUGGUCAGGCACAUCGACGGCGGCUACCCUGCGGAGCCCGUAGCGCAUCUGGCUUUCUGGUUGGUUACGAGCGGAAAUGUUCGAGAGGCUUUGAGUCUGUUUGAUGACAUGCUAGUGAAAGGAGUCGCUUUAGAUGCUAUCGUUUUCGCCAAUGUGAUCAAGGCAUUCUGCAGAAAGGGUCCAGGGGAGUGCACAGAUAUGACACAGCUGUGCUCUGUGCUGGAUAGGAUGCUUGGGAUUGGAUGAUCCUUAUCUUGCUCUCUUGCUGAUAUUGGCUGGUCUCAUUUUUUAACUUGUCCUGUUGUAUCACUAGGAGAUAGCAACUGCAAGUAAAACACCUGUUCUGGUCAUCUAAUUUGUCAACAGCAGAACUUAGCAAGCCAUAGGAAGUUCCAACAAGGAUGUCCGAAUUUCCAUCACCAUCCAAAUCAAUCACAGUUGGAGAUGAAUAUGCAUGGGCACAGAAGUUCCUGUCUUCGAUACUCAAAUCGAGGCCACAUGGAGCUCAGGUUCACACUAAAGCAACCAGACCAACUUUAGAUGAGUUCACUACAUUUUAUACAUUCUUCUGCUUGUCAAACACCAGAUUCUUCUGCUAAAGGAUGGAAACAUGACCAAAUGUAUCAGGAUAGGGAAUCACAUUCUUCUGCUUAUCGAACACCAGAUUCAAAUACGACGAGUUCACUACAUUUUAUAGAUCAACGAGCAGAGGAUCCAGUUGAGUGCACAGAUAUGAUUCAACUGUGUGUUCUGUGCUGGAUAGGGUGCUUUGGAUUGGAUGAUCCUUCUCCUGCUCUCUUGCAUGUAGCUCUGAUGGUUCUCUUUUGUCACUUUAGAUGGCAGUGGCCUCAAUUCUGAACUUGUACUGUUGUAUCAGCAAGAGACGGAAAUCGAUAGUAAAACACCAUUUUGGUCUUCUUUAUGCAGUACAUAUAUCAGCAUAA
This is a messenger RNA of Triticum dicoccoides, 2345 nucleotides long. Its product is annotated as pentatricopeptide repeat-containing protein At1g09900-like. The transcript is spliced from 3 exons. The record is from RefSeq and is a predicted model, not a curated record. Gene Ontology annotation, molecular function: protein binding. The coding region runs from base 31 to 1647 and encodes 538 amino acids. NCBI's taxonomy places the organism in Eukaryota, Viridiplantae, Streptophyta, Magnoliopsida, Poales, Poaceae.